Liolophura sinensis is the source of this 2887-nucleotide messenger RNA. RefSeq names its product fibroblast growth factor 9-like. Gene Ontology annotation, molecular function: growth factor activity. The transcript is spliced from 3 exons. The coding region runs from base 469 to 954 and encodes 161 amino acids. The record is from RefSeq and is a predicted model, not a curated record. NCBI's taxonomy places the organism in Eukaryota, Metazoa, Mollusca, Polyplacophora, Chitonida, Chitonidae.
AGGGUGUGGGCAUGUGUGCCUCCGUCUAUGAUCGAAUACCGGGGAAACUCCCCGUUAGCAUAGCUUCUGGUUAACAUCAUAUGGUAAACAGAAGACAAAUUCCUUCAAGUGUACUACUGACUCAGAAUGUAGAUUUUCGGCUAAAUUCAGGCGGAGUGGAGUUGUGUAUAGCUACCGAAUACUGAGUGAUACAUGGUGGUCCCGUGCUAGCGGACUGUGAGUAAUGGCGGAAGCCAGUCCUCCAUGCCAGCUUCUAGAGAUGAACAAGACAUGAAUAAUCCCGACAGGAAGCAGUUUAUGUAAGACUUUGUACGCCUUGUCUGACAUCUAGCUAUUUCGGCUUUAAAGAGUCGUUCAUGUGAGUGCCAGAAGGGAAAAGAGAAGUUAUUGUGUAGCUGUCAGCCUCCAGUCGUCACGGGGAACGGCACCUCUUGUUAGUCUGAUCAGAUCAGUGCCGUCGGGUAUAACAUGUGUGACGCUCCGGACACCACCGUGGUCCACGUCCCUCCUGGAUUUACCGGACCAAGCGAAUCGGGAAACAAACCGACCUUCUGGGGACCAAGGAAGAGAUUGUGCAGCCGAACUGGCUUUAACUUGUGCAUAGCCCCAACAGGAAAGGUGUAUGGCACUUACAAAGAGUCGGACAAAAAUGCGAACUUGGUCCUGGAAAGUGCGUCUCCUGGAAUUGUAUCCAUCAGAGGAGAGGAGUCCAACCUUUACUUAGGCUUCAACAACAAAGGUCGGCUGGUAGGGAUGGCAGCUCUGGGGGAAGAGUGUUUAUUUGAAGAGAGAAUUCUACCGAUUAUGUACAGCGUCUACUUGUCACACAAAUACGCCGACAAACACUGGUACAUCGCCAUCAACAGACGGGGCAAAGCCAGGAACGGGAAAAGGACAAGACUGGAGAAGAAAUCGAGCCACUUCUUGCCUCGGGAAAUCACGGACGGCGUGUGAGACUUGUGUUACGCCAUCAACUUUCAAGUUAAAGGAGACCAAUCAUCCAGACUAUUCAAACGGACUACGACCGCCAGAUUUGACUGUCGGACUCUUAGUUUUCGCUAUAUAUAUCGUGCGUGUUAUUUCAUUGGUUUAGUUCAGACAGAAGGCUUCACAUGGGUAGCACCGGUUUUAACCGGUGGUCGAGGCACACUUUAUACAUUCUACUAUACACGGUGUCAUAUUUUGUAAUCAUUGCUCCGCCGUUAUGUAAUAAGGUGAUCGCUUUGCCUGCCUGUUUUACUAUAACUGUUACUCUGACACGCAUCAUGAACUGUCAGAUUUGACAUGUGGUCUUGGUGUGCGACGCGCUGCUCACAUAUGUUAAAGUGACACUGGUAAGACACGCUGCACCUGUAAGCCAACUAGAUACAAACACACCAUCUGCAAGUCUACACCACUACCACGUUCUGUGGUAAGCUCUAGGUCAAGGUCAGGUCAAAGGUUAGCCGUAACUAGGAAGGUUUUUUAGUGAAUGAAAAGGGCAAACACUUGAUCUGACUUCCUACCAAACUUCUGGCUGUUAUGUCUAAUACAGAUGACGACCUCGAAUCAAACACUCCCGUCAGUUUUGCUCGGUUCCUGUGUACGCCACGGUAACCUUAACAAUAUAGCAUUGCACAUUACAUGUGUGUGGCAACGAAUUUUUUAUUUAAAAGACUUCUAAUAAUAAUUUGCUUUAAUUAUUUUAGAUAGUCAAAUUUUCACUCGUCUUUCACAUCAACAAAAAAGCAUUUGUUAUUACCCGUAGUGCCCCAAGGGAUAUGUUAGUAUUGUCUAUAGUUGAUCUUGAACUUAAACUGCAUCUUCAACGACUUCCCUACAUAGGUCAAUGCGGUUAUAAGCCUCUGUACGAUGAAGUCCACUUACAUACGUCAGCUUGCAUACAGUGUCUUAAGUUACUGUUGGGGUUAACACAUGCGCAUUAAAUCAUCGAUUUACACCUGUAGUCUUAAGGGAUACACAGUAAGGAACUACAAAGGAAGUUUAUGAUGUUAAAGGUAAUCGAAGAUAGUUAUGCUAAAGAUAAUGAAAACAAAUAAUCCUUUUUGUCCAUAUUUUGUAUCUCUUAGGAACGCCUCAAUUUUAUGCAUAUGUUCCAUCAAUCGUCGGAAACCUUCGAAAAUAAGAGUUCUAUAGACGGCUAUCGCAGUUCAUGUCACAAUUGCAGGUUACUUUAUAUCCACAUUAACCGAUGGGGCCGUAGGAAUACUGUAGUUUAAAGUCAUCUUUAAGCCCCAAGAAGAAAGCUGGGGAUAUCCUCUGCAUAUACGUGCUCCUAUAUACAUGUAUGUUCGACAUCGCGAAAAUUGUACUAUGCCGGCACUCUACCUGAGGAUGCAGAACCUGGAAGCAACGACAAUUAUCACUAAAUGUGCACUGAAUACAGAAAUAAAUCCGCAUGUUCUCUAUACGGUGUCAUUUACACACCGUAUCUAAGCUUAGGAAGUUAUUAAAAUUCUGCAAUACUGCAUUGUGCAAGUCAUCUGUUUACAGCAAAGCAAACCACCUCCUGAUUACUCUGGUGAAACAGGCUAGGGUACAGAUCUGUAGUUACAAAGUGUGCAUAGGAGGCCGUGUAUAAUUGUUAAGGUACGUGUAAACCAACUACAUGUGUCUAGAAAAGAUGCUGACCAAACUGUCCAGGCUGCUAUGCAGGCCAACGAACUGUAUAUACCUCUCUCUGCAUAUAUAAACACAUGUACAAUGUACUUUUUAAGAUCCAUUUAUACUAGAUCAUACAUCAUACAAUCAAUGGAUUCAGUUGAAACCAAUCACGAUUGAAACUGUAAAAUAUUUCCGACCAGGCGAACAAUAGAAUAUGUAACAGAGUUAUGCUAACUUACGCAUACAAUUCUCAUGGCGUCAAAUACAGUUAUUUUCACUAUAA